Molecule: messenger RNA, 384 nt
Organism: Staurois parvus
Lineage: Eukaryota; Metazoa; Chordata; Amphibia; Anura; Ranidae
Source: the annotation of a GenBank genome assembly
CCUGCUGUGUGCACUGACCACCCGUGUCCUGAACUGUUCCUGUUGUGUGCACCGACCACCCAUGUUCUGAAAACUGUCCCCGAUGUGUGCACCAACCACCCGUGUUCCGAACCGUCCCGCUGUGUGUGCACUGACCACCCGUGUCCUGAUGGCAUGCUCAGAGUAUAGCUACCUGUGGUGCCCCUGAGUGCUUGAGCCAUCGCUACCUGUUGAGUCCCUGUGAACCCAAUGACCCUAGAAAGCUGGGUGGGAGCUGUGCUGUGGCCAGCCUCCACAGCUAGAGUCCCGUUGAGUCCCCCGAGGCCCCAUGCCCAGAUGGUUGCCGUCUGUUGCCCGAGACCCCUGCCCAGUGGUAGGUUGCCGUCUGUUGCCCCGAGUCUCCUG